ACGCAACUUGUCUACAUCAUAAUUAUACUUCUAAAUCGGCUUGUUAUCCUCUUUCCAAUUGACUUCUGUAUUUAAUUUCAUAAUUUAGGAAAGACAUAGACAAAAGAGUGGUGAUGAAAGCGAUUUGUAAUUUCUUUGAUUCAACAUCUAUUCACCUCUCUCAGCUUCUCUACAUUGCGAUCCAUUUACAGCUCCUUUCAGCAUUAAUUUCCUACUAUUUUUGGGGCAAUAAUGGAGGAGUGGAGCCAUCUGGAUUCCUUAUGGUCAGUUGAUGAAGUGAUACCAGAAUCUGAGGUGGGCCCAGCUCAGAUAGAUAGUAGAGCUGGUGAGGCCUCAGCCUCAGCCUCAGCCUCAGCAACACAACAAGAAGCAGUAGCCAGGAACAAAUUCAAGACAAGAUCUGCAAGAAAGAAUAGUAGUAAUGUAAUAGAAAUUGCAGAAGAAGAAGGUGUGAAGAAGCUGGACCACAAUGCAAAGGAGAGGAUUCGAAGAAUGAAGCUUAAUGCAUCCUACCUUGCUCUUCAAGCACUGCUUCCUGAUUCCAGAAGAUCAAAGAAGAAGUGGAGUGCACCAGCAAUAGUAGAUAGAGUGGUGGCAUACAUUCCUGAGCUGGAAAAUGAGAUAGAAUCAUUGAGAGGCAAAAAGGAAAACGUGCAGUUACAACGAGCCAAGGAGAAUCAUCCGAGUACUAACCCCACUAUUUCGUUGAACCAAGUUGAUCAACAAGAGGCAGUUUUUCAGUUUUGUUUGGAGAGACAAGAACAAGAAGAAUCACAACUUACCCAUUUGCUGGAAGGUCUUGAAAGUGAGGGUGUGAGCAUCAAGAGCACUUCGGCUCUCGACGUUUCUGACACCAGAAUUUGCUUCCAUUUACACAUCCAGACAAACGAUACUGCUUCAGAAGCGGCCAAUUACUUUGAAGAACUACAGGACAAGCUUAUUUCUUGGUUGAGGUGAUUUUUUUGGCUGUCAAAUUAGAGCUAGCAGCUCCGUAAUUAUACAUACUGUCUGCAUGCUUAUACUUUUUAUUACAAACUAUUCACACACAUUUUUUUGUCACAAAAAGGAAAUUAUUAAGUAUAUACGGAUAAUCAAUUGAAAAUGCUA
This is a messenger RNA of Salvia splendens (bonfire salvia), 1107 nucleotides long. RefSeq names its product transcription factor bHLH160. Bases 232 to 957 code for a protein of 241 amino acids. Gene Ontology annotation, molecular function: RNA polymerase II transcription regulatory region sequence-specific DNA binding; DNA-binding transcription factor activity, RNA polymerase II-specific; protein dimerization activity. The record is from RefSeq and is a predicted model, not a curated record. NCBI's taxonomy places the organism in Eukaryota, Viridiplantae, Streptophyta, Magnoliopsida, Lamiales, Lamiaceae. Gene Ontology annotation, cellular component: RNA polymerase II transcription regulator complex. Gene Ontology annotation, biological process: regulation of transcription by RNA polymerase II. The transcript is spliced from 4 exons.